AUGAGAUUGCAUCCCGGUGCAAAUGAAACAGCUCUAACUUACGAUUUCGAUUUUAAAAUGGGAAUCCAAUUUAACGUCGGAUGUACCAAUCGAUGGACUGUUACAUGGUUGGACGUACUAUGUCAUCCGCAUAUAGAUUUUAUGGAAGAGAACUACUUAUCAAUGCGUGGUCUUUUUAUGAAAGAACUGAUAAGCACUUACGAGGAAGAGGAUCAGCUAUAUCCAGCUCUGACUGCUUUGACGCCAUUUGUAUAG
Molecule: messenger RNA, 255 nt
Organism: Caenorhabditis briggsae
Lineage: Eukaryota; Metazoa; Nematoda; Chromadorea; Rhabditida; Rhabditidae
Exons: 2
Coding region: 1-255 (84 amino acids)
Source: RefSeq, a predicted model, not a curated record